Aspergillus ibericus CBS 121593 is the source of this 1943-nucleotide messenger RNA. RefSeq names its product DNA repair protein Rad7, protein (gene rad7). Gene Ontology annotation, biological process: SCF-dependent proteasomal ubiquitin-dependent protein catabolic process. The transcript is spliced from 6 exons. The record is from RefSeq and is a predicted model, not a curated record. Gene Ontology annotation, cellular component: SCF ubiquitin ligase complex. Lineage: Eukaryota; Fungi; Ascomycota; Eurotiomycetes; Eurotiales; Aspergillaceae. Bases 1 to 1806 code for a protein of 601 amino acids.
AUGUAUCAGCAAUUCAGGGCGGAGAGAAGGCAAACGAGGAAUCAGAUCAGGGGCCCGCAUUCAGCCCUGACUGACUUUUUGGCUUCCAACAAUAUCUCUGCUGCCCAGAUCCAUCAGAACCAUCAACGUCGCCUAAGGGACUUUGAGCGCCAGUCAGCUGCGGAAAGACAAGGAAGUUCUCCCGAUGACAGUGACGAUGAUGAGUUUCAACAUGUUGGUGAGUCGGCAGAAGACAGGAAAAAGCGGAAGCGGAAGGAGGCGGUCGCUCUCGCGAAGAUCAAGCAAAGCAAAGAGUUCGCUCGUCAUAAAGCUCGACGCACGGGCGGGCCCGACGAUGCUGACGAUGAGAUUGCUCGAGAGAUGAUGCACCAGAGGUCUCAGCCUUUGCCAGGCCAGCUUGAGAAUUGUGAGAUAUGUGGUAAACGCUUUACGGUAACCCCCUACAGUAAAGCUGGUCCUCAGGGAGGUCUUCUCUGCUCAAAGUGUUCAAAGGCAUUAGCAGAUGAUGAGAAGAAACCCAAAGCUAAUAGGCGAGGAGCGAGGAGUGGUCGGCGCCAGAAUCAAAGUAAUCUUCUCGAUGGACUGGCUCACCAAGGCGCUCUAAGCUUAGCUGAGAUGUGUACGAAGAAAGUGGCCGACAACAUUAACGAUAUCGAAGAAUUUGGGGAUCUACCCUCGCAGUUGCUGCAUCGUCUCAGUCAAAUAUUGUGUAAGAGGCGGGUUUUGACACCGAGAACCCUUAAUCUGUUUCUCCGGCCAGACCUUGACUCCAUUGAUAUCUACGAUGCUGCGAGGCUCGAGACACAUGAUUUCGAAAAGAUCUUUGCCCUCAUGCCAAAUUUGUCGCAUGUCAACAUCCGGUUUGCCGGUCAACUGAAGGACAAGGUAAUUGAAUAUAUGCUGGACCGCAAUUUGCAAGUCAAGCGUUUGCAGCUAGACGCUGCGAACCUGGUGUCCGAUGCAUACUGGCAACAACUAUUCCAAAAACUAGGUCCCCAGCUAGAAACCCUCAAACUAUCCAACCUUGAUUUUUCUCUGGACGAUGAGACCAUAGAAGUGAUGUGUUUGUAUUGUACACCACUUCGGCGGCUGAAAUUGAAGCAGUGCUGGAAGGCUGGUAAUCGUUCGCUUCAAGCAAUUUCUGGUCUCACAUCCUUAGAGCACCUAUCUCUGGACUACGUCCAAGAGAUAGAAAUUGAGAUUCUUCUUAGCACAAUCUCUAAAAUUAGCCCGCGCUUGCAGACGUUGUCGCUGGAAGGUUUCUCUAACGCGGAUGAUCGUCUUCUAGGAAUUAUACAUGACAAUUGCCGGGCUCUGACGAAACUUCGCUUUUCUGACAAUGCAGUAUGUACUGACAGGGGCUUCGUCAAUCUAUUCACAGGCUGGGCGAACCCUCCACUAGAGAAUGUCGACCUCUCUUCUACACGGGAUGUUGAUAAUACGAACCCAGAUGGCCCUAAAGAUGCAACUGGCCUCGCAUCCCGUGGCCUUGUGGCACUCAUGAACCACUCAGGCUCCAAGUUACAAAAACUGAAUAUAGCAUCCUGCCGCCACGUGUCACACUCAGCCUUCGAGGAGAUAUUUUCGGCUGGGACAACGUACCCUAACCUCAAGGAAUUAGACGUCUCAUUCCAUACUGUCGUCGAUGACUAUGUGGUGGGUCGGAUUUUCCAAUGCUGUCCUAAACUUCAGAAGUUGGUCGCUUUUGCCUGUUUCAACUUGCGAGAUGCUCAAGUUCCAGCCGGAGUUGCUUUGAUCGGGGGGUUGAAAGCGCAAGACUCUAUUGUUCUUCAGGGUAACUACUAGGCCUCCAAGGUGUCCUUGAUUUGUGCCCCGCCUACAUAUCAACCAUGAACGAUGAUGUGCCAGCUUGUUUGUAGUAUUAAUGCAUUUGCGAUGUGCUUUUCUUGACUGUCCUUUGCCACAUUUCGAUGUAUCAGGAC